This is a messenger RNA of Podarcis raffonei (Aeolian wall lizard), 5886 nucleotides long. It is a transcript of the gene OSBPL10, whose product is annotated as oxysterol binding protein like 10. The coding region runs from base 328 to 2736 and encodes 802 amino acids. The transcript is spliced from 13 exons. Gene Ontology annotation, cellular component: cytosol; intracellular membrane-bounded organelle; membrane. Gene Ontology annotation, molecular function: cholesterol binding. NCBI's taxonomy places the organism in Eukaryota, Metazoa, Chordata, Lepidosauria, Squamata, Lacertidae. The record is from RefSeq and is a predicted model, not a curated record.
GCAUCGCCCAUCUGUGGUGGGAGUCUCCUCGCGCUCGCUCCCUGAGCGAGGCAGCGCUUCAUGGCCGCGCGCCUGGGCUGAGGGGCCGGGCUUGAAGCGAGAACAUCGAGGGACGGGGCGGAUCUCUCCGCCGCCGGACACAAAGCGUCGCCGACGCCGACGCUGCUUUUCGCAAGCCCUGGAGAAGGAGGAGGAGGCGGCGGCGGAGAGGACGGCGACGGCUGCCCCUGGGGUCUCUCUCCGGCCCUUCCUCUCUCUCUCCCUCCUUGCGUAUGAGUCAGGUAUUUCCCAGCCCGCCGUCGGCAGCCGAGGCCGCCUCCUCGCUCCAUGGAGAAGGCAGCGGCGCAGGGCGGCGGCGACUCCGGAGCAGCCCCGUCCAGCGGCGGCAGUAACAGCAGCAGCCGCAGCAGCAGCCGCCCCACCUCGGCGGGCUCCUCGCCGUCCUCCUCCGCCAGCCGGGGAGGGCUCUCCGGCCGCCAAGGAGCAGCGGCGGCGGCGGCUACACCAGCGGGGAGGCCGGAGGGAGGCGGCGGCGGAGGCAGCAGCAGCAGCCCCAGCUCAGCCGCGGCCAGCCCGGGAGGGAGCGGGGGGCUGGCGGCCGGCAGGACGACGGAGGCGGUGCUCGAGGGCUCUCUCAGCAAGUACACCAACCUCAUCCAGGGCUGGCAAAGCAGGUAUUUCAUGCUGGAUUUUGAGACUGGAAUCCUACAAUAUUUUGUGAACGAACAAAGUAAAAACCAGAAGCCACGAGGGCUGUUAUCCUUAGCUGGAGCAGUAGUUUCCCUCAGCGAUGAAGCCCCUCACAUGUUGGUGGUAUACUCUGCUAAUGGAGAAAUGUAUAAACUCAGAGCCGGGGAUGCAAAGGAGAGGCAGUACUGGGUGACUCAGCUCCGAUCCUGUGCCAAGUAUCACACGGAAAAUAAUUUGAAGAGUACUCCAACCUCACGAAUGAAAAGCUUGUCUUUGUUGCCUCCUGGAACAUCCAACUCCACAUCUUCUUCGAGUUCUCAGAAAAGCCUGAAUCAAGUUGGGCCACCAGUUGUCACCAUCACACAUCACAAAUCACCUGCAGCAGCCCGAAGAGCCAAGAACCAGUGUCCUGGCCAGCUCAAUGAAGUCCGAGAGAUCAUGAGCCAGGUGGAGGGACAGCAGAAAAGCCUUGUGCAAGCCAUUGAAUCCCUCCCAGGUUCUGGUCCUCUUUCUGCCUUGGAUCAAGACCUGCUGCUUUUAAAAGCUACCUCUGCUGCCACCCUCAGCUGCCUUGGAGAAUGCCUGCAUAUGCUACAACACAGCAUACAGCAAGCGAGCCAACACAGUAACAGGACAUUGUCUUCAGAAAGCUUUCUGGGAUGGCAUGGGCCAAAGUCACAUUCCGCAGAGCAGCUGAAAAAUGGUGCCCUUAGUUCUUUGACAGUUGCUAGUGCCAAUCUUACGUGGCCAGGAGUCCCAUCUAAGCCGCAGGAGGCACAAACCAUAUCGUCUUUGUUGGAAGAAGGAACUCCCAGAAAUCGCAGACAGGUUCUCGCUUCCACUGCAGUUUUGUGUUCCACUCGUGACUUGAUCCUAGUUGAAGAUGAGGUGACAGAUACUGAAGAUAAUGAAGAAGAUGAUAUAGGAGUCCUGGAAGAUCAGCGCAGUGUAAUUCUUCACCUCAUCUCGCAACUCAAACUUGGAAUGGACCUAACUAGGGUAGUUCUUCCAACUUUUAUUUUGGAGAAGAGGUCGCUGCUGGAGAUGUACGCAAACUUCCUGGCCCACCCCGACCUGUUUUUGACAGUUUCGUCCGGAAGCACCCCUGAGGAAAGAAUAAUUUACUUUGUGGAGUAUUACUUAACAGCCUUUCAUGAAGGCCGGAAAGGAGCCGUUGCCAAGAAGCCCUACAACCCAAUUAUUGGAGAAACUUUCCAUUGUUCUUGGGAUGUGCCUAAAGACAAAGUGAAGCAGUCGAGAACUAACUCUCCCUCUCCAAGCCCCAAGGGCAAGGCGCCGUCGCCACCACCACCGGAAAACUACAAGCUGCGGUUUGUAGCUGAACAGGUAUCCCAUCACCCACCAGUCUCCUGCUUUUACUGCGAGUGCAAGGAGAAGAAGAUGUGCGCAAAUGUUCAUGUAUGGACCAAAAGCAAGUUCAUGGGGAUGUCUAUAGGUGUUUCUAUGGUAGGUGAAGGUAUUCUUUAUCUGCUGGAACAUGGGGAGGAAUAUGUGUUCACGCUGCCUUGUGCCUAUGCUCGCUCCAUUCUUACCGUUCCUUGGGUGGAGCUGGGAGGUAAAGUGAGCAUUCUCUGUGCCAAGAGUGGCUAUUCGGCUACAGUCACAUUCCACACCAAGCCUUUCUAUGGGGGAAAAGUACACAGGGUUACAGCUGAGGUGAAGCAUAACCCCACCAACACCAUAGUGUGUAAAGCACAAGGGGAGUGGAACGGCACGCUGGAGUUUACGUACAGCAACGGAGAAACCAAAAUAAUCGACACCACCAAGCUACCCAUCAUCCGCAAGAAGAUCAGACCGAUAGCGAAACAAGGUCCAUUUGAAUCAAGGCAUCUUUGGCAACAUGUUACGAACGCCCUGAGAGAAGGCAACAUCAGCGCAGCAACAGACCACAAACAGCUUCUUGAGGAGAGGCAGCGAGUAGAGGAGCGGCAGCGAGCAAUUAGCAAUACGGUCUGGAAACCAAAAUAUUUCAUCAAAGAGGGUGAAGGGUGGAUAUACUUUGAUCCCCUCUGGAAGACUCAUUGAUAAUCAACUCACCUGGACUCGAAAGGAGCCCAUUUUCUAAGGCAUUAAAAGAUGCACUUUUUAAAUUUCAGGUGUGAUCUUAGUCUUGCUAUAAAAGCUGCAUACUGUGAAUUAUGCAGCUCAAAACAGCUAAAAUCUCAAGUUUAUUGAAGAACCAUUUCCUGUUCAUAUUAGAUAUAUGCACUUACAGUGUAUUGAUAUAUAGACGUCUAUUAUAGAAACCCCCCCCCCCAAAUACACGGACGAUGAUUAAAACUCAGUUCUUUUGCACUCAAGUCACAACGUCCAUCACACUGCUUGCAGGAUCAGCCUUCGUAUUGGUAAUUGACACUUUUAGUAUUAUUAUUAGCUGAGAUUUUCAAUUUUUCACAUUGCCAAAAAGAAAAGAAGAAUAAAAAAGGUUUUGCACUUAAGGCCACUUGACACUGACAGCAGUUUCAUGGUCAAGCCUGUGGCUUAAACAACUCACUUUGUCUGACACAAGAAAAUUUCCUUUGUGCAUCCAUACAAUAGAAUGCUUCUGUCUUGGUGAUUCACUCUCAAGCACUCACUUCUCGACAUCUUGUAGGAAGACAGGAAUACCUAAGCAGCCUUGUUCAUCUGUUGCCCUCAUCUUUUCAACUGUAUGCUAUGCGUGCCCAUUGUCAUUCUUUUGAAGACCCAGAUCUCCUUGGUGAGUCCCUUGCCAGCUGAUGCAGCAGAGACUUCUGUUAUACCAUGCUUUAUAGAGCAGGCUUGCUCUACCAAUGCCCUCCACAUGUUUCUGGCCUACAACUCCCAUGAUCCCUAGCUAGCAGGACCAGUGGUCAGGGAUGAUGGGAAUCGUAGUCUCAAAACAUCUGGAGGGCCGAGGUUGAGGAAGCCUGCUUUAGAGACUAUUCAUUGUUCCUUCAAGUUGUAAGCAGAUUCACCUUGUUUCUGUAUACCAUUCUUUUGCGAUACUAAUUGCUUUGAUACUUGUCCAUAUAGGGGGAGCGUAUGUGUAGCCCCUGAAGAAAAUAUCAGCUCUACAAUAGAGAUUUAAUUUAGAUGCUGAGACUAUACUACUUGGCAUAAGUUAAGGGCUUUAGAAAGCGGGGGGGGGGGGGGAGAAUCCCACACCAUAGUUUUUGUAGUGUAAGAGAGAUGCCCUAAAGUGUUAAGUGACGCCAGAGGUUGUCAGAGUACUAUCUUGUCUACUAUUAAGAUUUUUGGCUUUUUUGUAGGAAAUUUAUGGUCCAAACUGGUUGCUCGGAAUACUGUUUAUCAGCUGCUGAGAAGGUAGAAGAGGAGAGUAAAAACCCAGCCCACCCCCCUGCCCCAUAUUUCUCAUUAUUGGUUGAUGGCAUUUGGAAUAAGCCAAGAAGCACUGGGCAGUAGAAUUGUCUGCACAUCAGCCCUUUGGAGACAGGUUACAGAUGCUUGACUAAGCAUAGCCAUGUUGAGGUCAUGGGGGUGCAUAUGUAUCCCUCUGAAUGGUUCAAUAGGUAAUUGCUCUGUUAGAGCCAGCAGCCAUUCUCUCUUUCCCCCUUUUUUGUACAUACAUUUGAACCAUUCAUAGAUGCGAUCGGGAUGCAUGAAGAAAACCUGAUGGGAAGGAAUUGCAAAAUCCAUUUCAGAGUAGGGAAAGGGUCGUGUGAGUUUACCGUGAGAUCGUUAGAGGAAGGAAUUCUAGUUGUGCUUCAGUUGUAGCUGCACAAUUGCUCAUAUAUCCUAAUGGUUAAAUAGGCUUGAUUUAAAAUAAUGGAUCAGUGUAGAAGGUUCUCUGCGUAGCCCAUGAAAUCAUCUUUACAGUCCCCCUAAAUCAUUCUACGUAUUAGUUAGGAAUGCUGAUUUUUUCUUUGUAUUAUUUUUGUGCCUUUUCUGCUCUGAUUCACUACUCACAGAUUGUAUAUUAAAAAAAGGAAAGAUACAUUAGUUAGCUUUUUAAUAACUUUCUCAGCAGAAAUGUAAGGUGGCAGUCCAAACUGUACACAUAUAUCUAUAUAUAAAGGAAUGUAUUACAACUUUGCAUUAUCCUUGCUUUUAGCUCUUGCCUUUGAAGAGCAUCAAACAUUUUACCUGAAUACCUAUGAAUCAAGCUCUACCUUAGUCCCUAUUUGUUGUAUACUUGUAUCAGCAUAUGAAAGCCAUUGUAUUUAUAAAAGCAAAAUUUUCUUAAACGUGUUUAAACCAUAUUUUAAAGGGGGAAAAUGUACAUCCUCAGUGUAAUACAAAUCUUGUUUAAAAGGAAAGUUUUAUAGAUACUGAUUAUUUGUUUUCAAAUUCUAAGUCUGAGUGGUCUCUAGUUACAGCAGAACCUGAUUUGCACUGCUUGUAUAAACUCUUGUUUUAAAGAGGUUAACCUGUUAAGUCUCUGGUAAACCACAAGUAGUAAACAAAUGCUCUCAGUGUCACCUGAAAUCUGAAAGUAUCACCUCUCAGUAUUUUGCUCAUUCGCCAAAGAAAUUGUUACAUCUUCAGAUUACAUUAUUAAUGUUAAUUUGAAUGUCUAGGUUGUAUUUUCCUUUUCUGAUUUGAAAAUGGUUACCAGUACUGCAGGAUAAAGCUACAUUUGAAUGAACACUUUACAAUUCCUGGUGUGUUAAAGAGUCUUUUCUACUUAGCACCGCAUGGUUUUAAAAAACACCGUUUAACGUUCUAGUAAAUACCUUUCUUUCCUCAUGUCGGUUAAACACCUGCUUCCUCUACUGAAAUCAGCCAGAAUUUUAUUUUCCAGCACUAAGAGGUGCAGGCUCAUAUUUGGAUAAAGUUAUUCAACAAGAGAUUCCAAACAGGAAGCCAGGUGGACUUUCCCCUUGCAUUCCAACUUUAUGUACCGCUCCUUGUAUUUCACAAUUAUGACAGAUUAUUUUGGAAUAUGAAGAAGCAACAUGCCUUAUUUGUAAGUUAUUUCAUGUUUGUCUUGCACCUGCAACUGAAGGAUUCUUUUCAGUGUAGGUGCUGUACACUUUGAAUGGUAAUGUAAAUUUUGAUGUUCUUGCAGUUAACCUUUGUGCACAGCUGUAGGACCUAUGCAAAUUUUUUCUUAAACACAACUGUUCGUAAACGAAUUUAUACUUAUUUGUUUAAGAUCCAAUUCUCUGGCAGUCACUUCUGAUUAGCCUUCCUUUCAUAAUUUUGUGAACUGAGCUCACAAACGAAACACUCAAUAAAUUUUAUUUGAAUUUA